AUGGAGAAAAAUUUUGAUGCCGGGAAUUUCAUAGACGCUCAGUUGAUUCCUGGCACUGAAGAGCACUUCCACGAGUCAUCUCUUGCCGGGCAAGCAAGGUGCAUGUAUCGUACCCUCCUGCGUGGCGCAGUGAUAGCUCGGAAGGCCGAGUUUGAGCUGUCCGGGAUGGAAUCUCUCCGUAGGAGGUUGGAAUCUGCUGGGAAAGCUAAUAAUGAUUUAAAACGCGAAGUUGAGACCCUUCGAGAGCAACUUGCCCAGUCUAAUGAGAAGCUCGAGGCUGCCGAGAAGAGAGCCUCCACUGCCGAGAAAACAUUGGAGGAGUCUGAUGCCACCAUUUCCCGGCUUGUCGAGCGGCAAAAGACUUUAGAGGGUCAGGUCGGCGUGGCUCAGGGGCGGGUGAUCGCACUGGAGAAAGAGCGAGAUGAGGCCGUUUCGUCAAAGGAGGCUUUCGAAGCUGAUCUUGCAGGGUGGAAGACAAAGUAUAAAGAAGUCGUCAAGCAGGGGAAGGGUGCGAUACUGGCGACUGAGGAGGCCCUUAAGGCUCAGGUCAAAAUCGUUGUCCCUGACUUCGACAUGUCGGCAAUUGGUGUCUUCAAGAUGAUCAAAGACGGCAAGAUUGUUGACAUGCCUAGUGAUGAUUAG
Messenger RNA from Arachis stenosperma, 642 nucleotides. RefSeq lists its product as uncharacterized. The record is from RefSeq and is a predicted model, not a curated record. NCBI's taxonomy places the organism in Eukaryota, Viridiplantae, Streptophyta, Magnoliopsida, Fabales, Fabaceae. The transcript has a single exon. The coding region runs from base 1 to 642 and encodes 213 amino acids.